GCCGCUGCGCGAGCGCUCCGGUGCGUCUUCUUCUUGUUCCGCUCGCGCGCCGACUCUCAGUGUAAACCGCUCGCGCCCGGGCUCGCGCGUCCCAACUCUCCGCUCUCUAGGAGGAUCGGGCAACCCUAAUACAACCUGGGAUCGAGUGUUAUUUAUUCUUUUUUUUUUAAGUAAAAAAAUAUUUUCUUCGAUUCUUUUAUAGGAGAGAGUCAGGUAUUUAGAAAGAGAGAGUAAGAGAGAGAGAGAGAGAGAGAGAGAGAGAGAGAGGUUUUAACGGACACCUGCCCGAGGUGAUACACACUUUGAAUUGGAACUCCAAAGAGGAACCGAUUGAAGUUUCUGCGUCUCCGUCUGUCUCGGGCUCGUGACCCAUUGGGACGUUAUCCGUGUAUUUAUUCCGUCACUGUUAAAAUGGGAGCGCUUCUUGUCUUCGUCGUCCUCUGCGCGAGCUUCGCUGUCCCGCAUCUCGCCAAAGCUACAGAGGGAAAAGAUCCACAUUCAGGACCUUGCCACCCGAACCCCUGCCACAACGGAGGCACGUGUGAAAUCAGCGAGACCUACAGGGGCGACACGUUCAUCGGUUAUGUCUGCAAGUGUGUGACCGGUUUUAACGGCAUCCACUGCCAGCACAAUGUCAAUGAAUGUGAAAGGGAUCCAUGUAAAAAUGGAGGGAUCUGUACGGAUUUGGUGGCCAACUAUUCGUGUGAAUGUCCAGGCGAAUACAUGGGAAGGAACUGUCAGUAUAAAUGUUCCGGCCCACUCGGUAUGGAAGGAGGCAUCAUCUCCAACCAGCAGAUCACCGCCUCCUCCACCCACCGUGCUCUCUUUGGCCUGCAGAAGUGGUACCCUUACUUUGCCCGCCUCAACAAAAAGGGGCUAGUGAACGCCUGGACGGCUGCCGAAAAUGACAGAUGGCCCUGGAUCCAGAUAAACCUGCAGAGAAGGAUGCGGGUCACAGGCCUGAUAACCCAGGGGGCCAAGCGGAUUGGGAGCCCUGAGUACGUCAAGUCGUAUAAAGUGGCCUCCAGCGACGAUGGAAAGACAUGGAGGACGUACAAAGUCAAGGGCACAGACGAGGAUAUGAUAUUCCGGGGUAACAUUGAUAACAACACUCCCUCAGCCAACUCGUUCACCCCUCCUAUAGAGGCUCAGUAUGUGAGGAUUUACCCACAAGUUUGCAGGAGACACUGCACUUUGCGUAUGGAGCUCCUUGGCUGUGAACUUACAGGAUGCUCAGAGCCACUGGGGCUGAAGUCUGGCCACGUACAGGACUACCAGAUCACAGCAUCCAGCACUUUCCGAACCCUCAACAUGGACAUGUUUACCUGGGAGCCCAGCAAAGCCCGUCUGGACAAGCAGGGAAAGGUCAAUGCCUGGACGGCUGGACAUAGUGAUCAGUCUCAGUGGCUACAGGUGGACAUGAAUGUGCCAACAAAAAUCACAGGCAUCAUAACCCAGGGGGCGAAAGAUUUCGGCCAUGUGCAGUUUGUGGGCUCAUAUAAGCUUGCUUUCAGCAAUGAUGGAGAAAGAUGGCACAUAUAUCAGGAUGAAAAACAGAAGAAAGAUAAGGUAUUUCAAGGAAACUUUGAUAAUGACACACACAGGAAAAAUGUGAUCGAUCCUCCCAUCUACUCCCGCUUCAUCCGGAUCCUUCCUUGGUCGUGGUACGGGAGGAUCACUCUGCGUGCAGAAGUACUCGGAUGCACAGAGGAAGAGUAAAAAAAACUCCCCAGAUCCCACUUUUUUCUUGCUCGGUACACUUCAGUACCAUUUUCAGAUUCAAUAUAAACUUUGCUCGAGCUGUAUAGAGAAUAUCAAUGUCCAAUAGAGUUUGCUUUUUUUUUUCUUCAAAAUGGUUUGGGAAAAAAAGGAACAUGCUGGUGGUGGGAGUGGUUAAUGUUUUAUGUUUUAUAUACAAAAUUCUGACCCUAACAUUAAGUUUGUGCUUUCAUUUCCUGUGCUUGGGGUCAUUUAGUUCAUGUUCAAGAUUUUGUCCUGAGUUGAUUAUAGUCUUGUAAUUUCUGAUAGGAUUAUGGGAUUGGGUUUGGGUUUAUUUUACUGGGGCUAAUACAGUAGGAUAUUAGCCACUGGAUGGUGUCACUUUUAAACCAACAAACACACAAAGAAACAGUUAUACACUAUGCUUUUUGGACCAUAAUCAAAACGCUUUAUCUCAUAACUAAAAAAACAUUUGAUAAGAUGUUUAAAACGCCACUACUAUAAUAGUAAAAUCUUUGUUUCCUGCAUUCCUGUUUUAUUUUGACACCUUAUCAAAACUACAGUUAAAAAAUACACUGAUGUUGUGUAGAGGAAAUAUGAUGCUCUUGUAUUAUAUAUUAAAUACUAAAUUACUGCAUGGUGCAUAAAUUAUACUAGAAAUAUUAGGCAUCAAAUUCCCUUUGUAUUUUUGCUCCAUAUUAAACACCUCAAAUCACUCACUAUGAAUCUGUUUAUACUUGCCUUUCCAAAAAGAAAAAAUUAUAUAUAUCUGCAUACCAAUAAAUACAAGUAUCGCAUAAUUUAGAAAUGAAAUCAGUACUAGAAGUGUGGCAUAAAAGUAGUUUUUGCAGAAAUGUUCAUAGGUAUACCAUUGAUUGGGUUUAUUAAGACUAAAGUGCACUUCCAAUGCAAAAGCUACACAUGUGGACUCGUCACACAAUCUAGUUGCACCCAGCCACUCUCACACAAACACCACUUGAAUUUUAGUGAGCAAAAGAGAUUUCAUUGGAUUUCAUAUUCAAGAAGUCUUUUAAACUUUUUUGUUUCUUCUUAAUCCACAUAGCUUUUCCACUCAUACCCUUUUAUAGCUCAUGCAGAAGAAAUUACGUUUGUUUGAUACCUAAAAGACAGGCUGCCGAAUGUUUUCAACUGGGAAAUGUCCAGAAGGAUUUGCAAUCCUGGACUACCUUAAAUCUCAGUUGUAUUUAAUUUGUUGCUGUUGUCGCUACUAACUGCUAUUUGUAUUUCUAUUUGUCCACUUUCUCACUAUUUUUGACCUCUUUUUAUUUUAUUUUUUAUUUUUAUUAGGGUAAUUCUUUUUUUGCUGCAUUGCUCAGAUUAACUACUGUAUUUUUUGUUCCAUUAAUGUAAAAUCCUCAGGUUAGACAUCAUAAUUCACCCCUUGGAAAGUAAGCAGUAUCUAAAAUAAUAAAAAUCAAAGUUCACCAAAACAACCAAUAAACAACAUACUAUUAGAGUUCUGAAAGGUUUUACAUACAGUAUGUGUAUACUGCUAUUCUUUGGAAUGUGCAGUGAUGCCUAUUGGAUUGUCGCUAGAAAUUUUUAAAUGUGUUUGUUUGUCUGUCUUGGGACUGUAAGAAUUCAGGUUUAUAAUGGGGUAACCAAUGUCUUUCCUUAAAAAUCAUCAGUUUUUCUUGAAUGCUGAAGAGGAGUGGAUAUCCCCUUUAAAAUAGGGGAAAAGGGCCACUGAGCCAUGUAAUGUAUCAUAAUAUCCUAAACCAUUAAUCAUUGAUUAUUUGUACAACUUUGAAUGUUAUGUGUUAAAAAAAAAGAAAGAAAAGAAAGACAGAAAAAACCCAUUAACAAUGUUUAUUCACAGUAUGGUGACAUGAAACGUAAUCAUCAUGUACACUUGACAUUUUCUAACAGAUGAAUGUUGCAAGAAGUCAUAUAUUUGUAUUUGAUUUGAUUCUGAUUUAUUAACAUCUAUAUGGAGGUAUUGAUAUAGUAAUCCUUUGUCUAACAUUGCCCUGUGUCAAAGCUAACACAGGCUGUCCUGUUCAAAUGACUUGUGUGCACAUUGUAACAGUUUUUUUUUCUUGUACUUCUUCGGGGCUAACAGUCAAAUAAGAUAAAAACCUCGAUAAAAAAAAAUGUCCAUAGGCACAUUUUUUAAAUGAUAUAUACAUAUAUACUGGUGAGUUCAAUAGUCCGGUAUUUUCAUUUGAUGUGCUGUGAAUAGUGAUGUGUCAAAAGCUGAUAUCAGGAAAUCCCUGUGGGCUCACAUCAGUUUUGUUUUUGUUGGGUUUUUUUGUUGUUGUUUUUUUUUUUUUUUUUUUGUUGCUUUUUUUCCUUUUGCUUUAUUUUGUUACGUUUUGUGUUUGACAACUUUUGCAAAUAAAUAAAUGUCACCCCCACAUUUCGAAUUCAAUUGCAAGUAUUUGACAAAAUGUACUGAUAACAUGCUGAUUAAUAAAAUGCUGAAGAGUGUACAAAAAAGCCAUUAUCACCCACUCUUUUGUUUGAAAAAUAAAUCGAAGUCUGUGAAA
Molecule: messenger RNA, 4229 nt
Organism: Silurus meridionalis
Lineage: Eukaryota; Metazoa; Chordata; Actinopteri; Siluriformes; Siluridae
Gene: edil3a
Product: EGF-like repeats and discoidin I-like domains 3a
Exons: 10
Coding region: 412-1719 (435 amino acids)
Molecular function (GO): calcium ion binding
Source: RefSeq, a predicted model, not a curated record